Molecule: messenger RNA, 252 nt
Organism: Laccaria bicolor S238N-H82
Lineage: Eukaryota; Fungi; Basidiomycota; Agaricomycetes; Agaricales; Hydnangiaceae
Exons: 2
Coding region: 1-252 (83 amino acids)
Source: RefSeq, a predicted model, not a curated record
AUGUGCAUGAGAUCCACGGUGGCGCUGAAGAGCCGCAGUGUUCUUUGCAAUUACGCCCAACUUGAGGCCGCGUCCGCGUCGGUUUCAUCACGACCAUCCCUCUCUCCGGGCGAGAUGCAACACUUGAAUCUAGGGAACGUUUUAGAAGCCGGUUUCCCUAGUGACAGCUUGGUCAAGAGCAAUGAUUUAGGGGGAACUGGCUCUAUUACAAAUUCGGACGAACUUGAGACCAUACAGCUGAUCUUCCUUUGA